This is a messenger RNA of Ylistrum balloti, 1326 nucleotides long. Its product is annotated as coadhesin-like. The record is from RefSeq and is a predicted model, not a curated record. Lineage: Eukaryota; Metazoa; Mollusca; Bivalvia; Pectinida; Pectinidae. The transcript has 9 exons. Bases 1 to 1326 code for a protein of 441 amino acids.
AUGGACCUGGUAUGUCGUGGGAUAGUGUUCCUAGGAAUGAUCCGCCAUUCCUCGUGGAGUGCCUGCUCAAGUUCUGCCAAAGUUGUUGUUUUUUCAACGUGGUCAAACUGUUCGGAGGAGUGUGGUGGAGGUAGGCAGUUUCGGCACUGCGUUCACAAUUGUCCAGACGAGCACAUGCCUGAGGAAGAGCAAGAUUGUAACACACAACCAUGUCCUACAUCAACUGUGGAUGGUUCUUGGAGUGAAUGGGGGAGUUGGGGUCAAUGUUCGGCUACCUGUGGACCUGGACAUCAUACCCGAACCCGUGUCUGUAACAACCCUAAACCACAACAUGGAGGCCAACAAUGCAGUGGACAUCAUGAAAACACAGGAUCUUGUAAUUACAAGUGUCCAAUUGAUGGAGGAUGGAGUGAAUGGUCUAAUUGGUCUUCGUGUUCAGCUUCCUGUGGCACAGGAAGACAUUCCCGGCAUCGAUUCUGUAACAAUCCUGUACCAAAAAAUGGCGGUCGCACCUGUCAUGGUCACGCGUCAAACAAAUCCUCAUGUACCACUUCGUGUCCACCUGUCGUGAAUGGAGCAUGGGGUCAAUGGUCGAGUUGGUCUCCAUGUUCGGUAACUUGUGGAACAGGACAUCGAACUCGAACCCACGUCUGUGACAAUCCUAAACCACAAAAUGGAGGUCAUCAGUGCCAUGGACACAAUUUGGAUAGACAAUCGUGUACUAACCAUUGUGAAACCGUAGACGGGGCGUGGGGCGAGUGGACGGCCUGGUCUUCGUGUUUUGGUACAUGUGGUAAAGGUCUUCAGACCCGAGGUCAUGUCUGUGAUAGUCCAGCACCACAGCAUGGAGGUGAAAUAUGCCAUGGAAAUCAUAUGGAGACCAGGACUUGCAUUCACGAUAUAGACUGUACAAAUUCAACAGUGCAUCAAUGCGACAAGCUGUCUGUUCUGCACGCGCUGGCGGAAAUUGACACUACUUCGAAGGUUAUGUGUUUAGAUAAUUGGACGACAGAGACCGAAGGAUUCCUGAUGGAAAACUGUAAUGCUCCGCACGAUACAACAAACUGGCAUACAGGAACUCAGGUAUUAAAAGCCUGCCAGAACAUGUCAAGUCACGCUUACCUACCCGUCGGUACCUUUGAAGAGUUUCAUUAUGGACACCAUAAUGUUUCUGGAUUCUCCGGGAUAUUUGUUGGAUGUAACGAUCAACACACAGGGUUCAAGUAUUUGUUUCUGUGUUUACCACUUCCGCCCUCCUACAACCAUACCUCUACUGGAAUAAUACCAAACGACCCGUCUGUGUACCACUUUAUCAAAUGGUUCUAA